Messenger RNA from Malassezia vespertilionis, 2517 nucleotides. RefSeq names its product mediator complex subunit (gene RGR1). The transcript has 3 exons. The record is from RefSeq and is a predicted model, not a curated record. NCBI's taxonomy places the organism in Eukaryota, Fungi, Basidiomycota, Malasseziomycetes, Malasseziales, Malasseziaceae. Gene Ontology annotation, cellular component: mediator complex; core mediator complex. The coding region runs from base 1 to 2517 and encodes 838 amino acids. Gene Ontology annotation, molecular function: transcription coregulator activity. Gene Ontology annotation, biological process: regulation of transcription by RNA polymerase II.
AUGCCGGAAGGGGUGAACGAAGCAGAAUUGCUUCAGGAGCUGCCGCUGGAACAGACCGACUUGCUGCCUCUUGGUGCACUGGUUGAGCGUUUCUCUAAUAAUGCAUACCAGACAUUGCAGAGCCUUGCCGAUACCGAUGCGCGCAAAGAAAAGUUGUUUACUACAGCUAUGGAACUCCGAAAGCAGUUUGUUAAGCUGCUUGUGCUCAUACGCUGGUCGCGGGAUGCCGAGCAACUGAAUAAGGCACGGAAUAUCGUCGCGCUGCUCGCCGACCAGCAAUGGGCGCAUGAAGACGUAUUUUCUGGGCUGACGCAGGUGCGCAAAAUAUUGCCUAAUGCCCGUGUAUGUGAUGCGGACCUUGUCACAGCAAUUGAACUGCUUCGUACUGGGACAUAUGAUCGGCUCCCAGCGUCCAUUAAGGACAGUGCAGUGCUGCCUUCGCGGAUGACGAACCGGGAAGCGCGUUUAGUGCUCGAAGGCCUUGAUCAAGUCCUUGCGGUGCGUUUAGCAUGGACGGAAUCGGUUCCCCGUGGGAUACGACUGGAUAGCAUUGAAGAUGGGAAGGCAUAUCUGUCUGUUCCGGAUUUGUAUUUCAUGUGCAUUACAACGAGUGGCCCGGAAAAGGAAGACCGCUGGUGGCUGCUCGAGUUCGAAUUUGCUGAGAUGGCCACGGAUGGUGACGAAGACUUGUCUGAGUUGCUCACAAAGCCAUAUCUAGAUACUGUCUAUCCGACUGCAGAAACGAUUUUAGCGUCGCAGGAAGAACCGCAGAGCGCCCCGGCGCUUGUGCGCCUGCACGUCUUUUUGGAACAAAAAGCGAUGGAGCGUCGCUUGCAUAUAUUGUAUCAUCAAUUACAGCGCAUGGUCCGAUUCCGCUGGAGCACCAAUGUACGCUUUACGCUACAGCCACAGACAAAUACGCUCGAUAUUCAUUACUGGGUUGCGAAUGCAGCUCCAGCUGGACAAAAGAAGGCGCUGCAUCAGGGUAUGCUGAGCGGGACAUUGCGUCUUCGUCUGCAUACAGAGCCGUGUGCAGGGGCAGAAUUGAUUCUAGCUGAGCUCAUCACUGGCAAUGUGGAAGUGCCGGGCAAAAGUGGAAUUCAAGUGACCUGGGAAGUGGAUAAAGCGUUGCAAGACGUGUUGCACGCCGAACACUCAUCCUCGCAACUCAAGAAGCUUGACAUUGAAAAACUGCUGUUGGAUACGAUUGACCUGCAUUCAUACGCGCUUAUGAAACUGUUUCAAGAGCAAAUCGACCGACACCCAACCCUCGGCGCUAACCAGUCUUUUUUGUGUCUGCUCCGGUCACAUGCCAAGAAUGGAUAUGGGCCGAGACAUUCGAUCGAACUACGUGUAACUGACACUGUGCAUGUGAUGCUGUAUAUUUCAACCAUCACUGGAAGAGUUGGAUUGAAGUCAUUGCACAAUCUCGAAAGCGCUGAAAACGAGGACCUCGCGCUUUCCCUCAGUGAGACCCAAAAUAUUGCGCUGCAGCGUAUGGCCGCUAAAAUCACUGCUAACCCUUCCUCUUUAACGGAAACACUUGUUUCCUUCCGUCUUCAAAGUUUGACGAAGGAUGUUUCAUUACAGGCUUCCUGGCUUGGACUUGCUUACAUGACUUCGGUCUCUUUGCGUCCCGGCGAAUUCCAAAAGAUUGGGUUGGACCAUGGACACCCACUUCUAUACCUUCCUUUGACCAUGUUCCCUGGAUACUAUGCCUUAAUCUACUUUGUAUCGGGACAGGCUAUGACGAUGGCACUUAUCUCGAUCAUGACUAUGACCGAGGCCGGAAAAUCGGUGCAGGUCAUUAGCUCUGUGAAGUGGCUGGAUCGUGCACGAAUGAAAAGCUACUCUAUCAGUGGUGCAUCGUUGCAAGUGGUAGUGGCCUAUGGAUUUGACGGCGAGAAGCAGUUACCAUAUCUUGUCACGGUCGAUUUCGAUGUUUCGGGCAAUGGUCAAACGUAUGGCCUUGAAUUCGAAGUACAACAUGGUAAAGAUACCCCAAAUCCCCACAAGUGUAUCGGCGCGAAUUUGGAACGCAAAUUAUGUUCUAUGGCAGAUACACGCAUUAACCUAUGGAGUGGCUUUUUGCACUUGCUGGAAUACACACUUCCAAUGCUUCUAAUACUGGUGCCGUUUUUCCAAGAGGCAGAGACGAAUGCGGAUAGCCCCCAAGUUGAAGUACUGGACAUCAACUGGUACAGAUUUUGCUUCCUCAACACAUAUGCUCUUGACGUGCGGUUGCUGACGGGAAACCGUGUAAUGCUCACUGAUGCUGCUUACUCCGCUGGUGCUACCUCGGAAGAAUCGAAUGCUGAAAAUCAAAGCGAAAACAUACCUUUUGGUCUUGCAUCGCCGUAUGCACGAAUUCCCUUGCUAGCGCAAAUUUGGCAGCAGAGUUUCAAAACAGCUGACUGCCUAAAAGACUCCACCAACCAAGCCGUCUUUCAUGUGACACUCUCUGAUGUUGAAAAAAACUUACCCUUAUUUUUAAACAAAAUUAAUCAAUCGCUGUAA